Adelges cooleyi (spruce gall adelgid) is the source of this 1090-nucleotide messenger RNA. RefSeq lists its product as uncharacterized. Bases 239 to 904 code for a protein of 221 amino acids. The transcript has 12 exons. The record is from RefSeq and is a predicted model, not a curated record. Lineage: Eukaryota; Metazoa; Arthropoda; Insecta; Hemiptera; Adelgidae.
CACAAAUAUAUUCAUUAUUCACAUUCGUGAUAAUAUAAUAAAGGUGUAGGAUUAUUCCAACACGUACAACAAUGUAUCAUACCUAGUUAACUCUCCGGAUUGUUCAGUUCACAAAAUUAUAGUUUCGGUUGAUACCCAGUUUUAUCGAAAAGUCGCAAAAAUAUCAUUUUAAAACAGUUUAAAAUUGGUCUUUGCUUUGUAUGUUCAAUCAUAUAAGGAACACUAUACAACUGCAAAUAUGAUGAAAACGGAAUGUUACUAUUUUUUUUUAACACUUACCCUUGUCAGUAUUUUGGAAUUUUCUGCAGUUGACUGUUCUGAUAUCCCUGAUGACUAUACGAGGGUGGUUAGACAUAAUAACUAUGUCUUACAACUAUGUCAAAAUGAACAUUUGCCUUAUUUGAUUGAACAAGUUAUUCGUACAGAUCAAACGAUAGAAGAUAUAUCUUAUACAUUUGCUGUACCAGAAAAAGCAAACCAUCGAUCAUCUGAGUCCUUUCAACGAGAGGAAAGACUUCGAAGCCUGCUGAGGACGUUUUACAGGGUUACAGGUCUUCCUGACUUACCUACAACUCAACAAGCUCCAGAUGCGAGGUUACUGCCAGAUCUUGGAAUUAAAAGAAGAGAGACAGUUGCAAAGGUUAUGGAGUUUCUAAUAACAAGAAUUUCACUUGGAUAUAUGAAUAAAAAUCUGUGUCGCUCAUUAGGAUUACUCAGAAGUGUACUAGACCCAGAAUCAUUUAUAAAUUCUUUUAAUAUCAAUCACGGCGUAUGUGUCGUAACUUCAACUAUAGGCGGCACUGUAAAAAGCAGCAAAUUCAAGUGUGUUCGUGACGGGAUUGUUCAAGUUGAGAUCAAUGAUACCGAUCGAACAGAACCACUAUCUUAUUCGCGGGCGUGGUGAUUUAGACCAGUAAUAUGUACGAUUUAUAUAUUGUUAAUGAUCAUAUACAAAAUGAUAUCGUACAUUUUAAUUAUUUUUAGUAUCAUAAUAUAAUACUUGAAAUAAUGUUUUAAUACUGCACUUACAUACAAUUUAUAAAAAAUAUAUAAUGCACUUCAUAAUAAAUAGUUUUGCUUACAGCUUAAA